UUAUCUCUCAGCUUACGAUAGUAGUAAUACUUUUUCUUUGAAAAAAUGGCUGCUGUAGUGGAUGAGGUUAUCAAGUCCGCGGAAAAAUUCGUGGACGAGGAAGACGAUGAUGUCGUUGAAGAGGACGACGAAACAACAUCAGCAGAAGCUACCAAGAAGAAAAAAAAGAAGAAAAAGAAGAAGAAAGCAGCUGGUGAUGUGAAUGCUGAUACUCCAGAAGGUAACGAGAAUGGAACAAAAAACGCCGAUGUUGCCGCAAAAGGUUCGGAAGAUGUGACGGAAAACGGAGCAGAAACUGAAGAAGCGAAAAAGAAGAAGAAAAAACGUAAGGCAAAGAAAGGUGCAGUAAAUCAACAGGACAGUAUAUCGGUGCCGGUUUCUGAAUUAUUCCCCGAUGGCAAUUUCCCUGAGGGUGAAAUUAUGGAGCAUCCACCAGCAGCUGGAAUUGACGAGCGAACAGCUAAGGAUCGGUUUUCCAGUGAGGAGGCACGAGCUCUGGAUCGAAUGCAUAAUGAUAUUUACAAUGAAGCGAGACAGGCUGCCGAAGCUCAUAGACGUACCAGAAAGCAUAUUAAGAAUUGGGUGAAGCCGGGAAUGACAAUGAUUGAGAUUUGCAAUGAACUUGAAGACACCGCGAGGAGGUUAAUCGGAGAAAACGGCUUGAAAGCCGGUCUGGCAUUUCCUACAGGUUGUUCAAGAAAUCAUUGCGCCGCUCAUUAUACUCCAAAUGCCGGGGAUCCAACAGUUCUUGAAUAUGAUGACGUUACUAAAAUUGAUUUUGGUACACACAUUAAUGGUCGAAUUAUCGAUUGUGCAUUUACAUUGUCGUUCAAUCCAAAGUACGAUAAGCUCAUUGAGGCUGUACGCGAUGCCACGAAUACUGGCAUCAAGACUGCCGGUAUCGAUGUUCAACUGUGUGAUGUUGGUGCCGCAAUUCAGGAAGUUAUGGAAUCCUACGAAGUGGAAUUGGAUGGCAAAACUUAUCAGGUAAAAUCGAUUAGAAAUUUGAAUGGACAUUCAAUCGCUCCGUAUCGAAUUCAUGCAGGAAAGACCGUGCCAAUUGUCAAGGGCGGCGAGGCAACGCGAAUGGAGGAAAAUGAAUUUUAUGCGAUUGAAACUUUUGGCUCGACAGGAAAGGGUGUCGUUCAUGACGACUUGGAUUGUUCGCAUUACAUGAAGAGUUUCGACGCCGGAUUCGUUCCGUUGAGACUUCAGAGUAGCAAAUCUCUUUUGAAUACAAUUAACAAGCAUUUCAGCACCUUGGCAUUUUGUAAGCGCUGGUUGGAUCGAGUCGGUUGCACAAAGUACCAAAUGGCUCUCAAGGAUUUGUGCGACAAGGGUGCCGUCGAGGCUUAUCCGCCGUUGGUCGACGUUAAAGGAUGCUACACUGCUCAAUUUGAGCACACUCUGGUUCUUCGUCCCACUUGCAAGGAAGUGAUUUCAAGAGGAGAUGAUUAUUGAGCAACAAUCUGUAUGUAAAAUAUGAAUGAAUUUCAAUUUCAUUACCAACUGAUUUUAUAUAUUUUUUUCAUUAAUUAUUUCUGUGGAGCAGAAGUUGGCCAAACUGUUUGGCUGUGUUUUUGAUAUAGUUUCUUUUUUUGGGAAUAAAUUGUAAUUACACGAUUGUUAUUAAGAAUGUGAAAUGUGAUUUUAAGCUUACUAACACAAAGAAAGAAACUAUUAUUAAUGCAUAAAUAUGAAUUUGAGGAAAAAUUGCUUUUUACUUAUUGUAAUAAUAUAUUGCAAAUUAACAUUGCAAGAGAGAAAAAAAAUGAGGUGCAUUUUUAGGACUUAAAAACAAGUUCUAUUUCUUUUCGUCAAGAUACAAUAUUUACAAUGAACAUUGAAUAAAAUAUAUUUGAAAAUUUA
Molecule: messenger RNA, 1869 nt
Organism: Leptopilina heterotoma
Lineage: Eukaryota; Metazoa; Arthropoda; Insecta; Hymenoptera; Figitidae
Gene: und
Product: methionine aminopeptidase 2
Exons: 6
Coding region: 46-1461 (471 amino acids)
Biological process (GO): proteolysis
Molecular function (GO): metalloaminopeptidase activity
Source: RefSeq, a predicted model, not a curated record